Messenger RNA from Zingiber officinale, 2283 nucleotides. Its product is annotated as probable methyltransferase PMT21. NCBI's taxonomy places the organism in Eukaryota, Viridiplantae, Streptophyta, Magnoliopsida, Zingiberales, Zingiberaceae. The record is from RefSeq and is a predicted model, not a curated record. The transcript is spliced from 8 exons. Gene Ontology annotation, cellular component: endosome; trans-Golgi network; cytoplasm. Gene Ontology annotation, molecular function: methyltransferase activity. The coding region runs from base 587 to 2077 and encodes 496 amino acids.
UUCGGUGGUUUUCCAUCUUCUCCAUUUCCUGCCAUGAUUUAGAGAGAGAUCUAAGAGAGAGAGAGAGCACUCGAUUGCCAAGCGAGUAGGCAUGGGCAGCUGCUAUAAAGGCUCGUGGAGUGUCAGGGAAGGCAGGCACAAUAAGGCAAGCCAAAGAGCCAAAAGGAGGAGAAAGGGGGGAAAAGGGGGGGGAUUGUGAAGGAAAUCUGUACUGGCCUGUAAACAGAUUGCCAAAUUGGAGUCUGGCGAUUUAGGAAUCAGAUCCUGGCGACGAGAGCUAGAGGAUUUCGUUCUCUCCUUUGAGAAAGUUUCAUCUCUCUUGAAGAAAGAUUUCAAGAUAAGAUCUCAGUUAACCCCCUUGGUGAUUAUUAUUUUAUGUGUAUUUUUCUUCUAUCUCGGAGGCGUCUAUUAUUGUGACAACACAAUAGCCAAGGAGGAUGCAACACCAACUGUUCAGGAAACUUCAGCACCUUCUCUGCAAAUAAAGUCUAUUGCAUUUCCUGAGUGUAGCGUUGAUUAUCAGGAUUAUACACCUUGCACAGACCCUAAGAGUUGGAGAAAGUAUGGUAGUUACAGGCUUAGUUUUAUGGAGCGCCAUUGUCCACCAAUAGUUGAGAGGAAACAAUGCUUGGUUCCUCCACCAGAUGGGUAUAAACCUCCAAUUAGAUGGCCAAAGAGCAAGGAUCAAUGUUGGUACAGAAAUGUCCCCUAUGACUGGAUUAAUAACCAGAAAGCUAAUCAGCAUUGGCUUAGAAAGGAAGGGAACAAAUUCUUCUUUCCAGGUGGAGGUACCAUGUUUCCCAACGGUGUUGGCGCAUAUAUUGACCUUAUGCAGAAUCUAAUUCCUGGAAUGAAAGAUGGAACUGUCCGAACUGCAAUCGAUACUGGUUGUGGGGUAGCGAGCUGGGGAGGUGAUUUGUUAGACCGUGGUAUUCUUACUGUAUCUCUUGCUCCAAAAGAUAAUCAUGAAGCUCAAGUACAAUUUGCCCUCGAACGUGGCAUUCCAGCGAUUUUGGGCAUCAUAUCUACUCAGCGUCUUCCAUUCCCCUCAAACUCAUUUGAUCUGGCCCAUUGCUCCAGAUGUCUUAUUCCAUGGACAGAAUUUGAUGGCAUUUAUCUUCUGGAGAUACACAGAAUACUUCGACCUGGUGGCUUCUGGGUUCUCUCUGGACCACCAGUAAACUAUGAAAACAGAUGGCGUGGGUGGAAUACCACAGCGGAAGAACAGAAAUCAAACUUUGAGGAUUUACAGAAAUUGCUAACAAGCAUGUGUUUCAACCUAUACGACAAAAAGGAUGACAUCGCUGUUUGGCAGAAGUCUCCAAACAACACUUGCUAUGAUCAACUUAGUCCAUCUUCUUACCCACCUAAGUGUGAUGAUAGCAUGGAUCCUGAUUCAGCAUGGUACACUCCACUACGUGCAUGCUUAACUAUUCCAAGCCAAAACUACAAGCUGGGGCUAGCUUCUAUCCCGAAUUGGCCGAACAGGUUGCAUGUUGCUCCCGAGCGCACGUCUGUGGUUCCUAGUGGGGUUUCUGGUGGAUUCAAGCAUGACGAGGGUAAAUGGAAGAUCAGGGUAAAUCACUACAAGUCUUUACUACCUGCUCUAGGAAGCGACCAAAUUCGCAAUGUCAUGGACAUGAAUACUUUGUAUGGAGGGCUUGCCGCAGCUCUUGUAGCUUCUCCAAUUUGGGUGAUGAAUGUCGUCUCUUCUUAUGGUCCAAGUUCUCUUGGUGUGGUCUAUGACAGGGGACUAAUUGGCACCUACCAUGACUGGUGUGAGCCAUUCUCAACAUACCCUCGAACGUACGACCUCUUGCACCUCGAUGGGUUAUUUACUGCUGAAAGUCAUAGAUGCGAUAUGAAAUAUGUGCUGCUCGAGAUGGACAGAAUCCUACGUCCCCAGGGCUACGCGAUGAUACGCGAAUCGACCUAUUUUCUCGACGCAAUAACCACCAUUGCCAAAGGGAUGCGAUGGAAAUGCAACAAACACAACACCGAAUUCAACGAAGCGGGCGAGAAGCUACUAAUUUGCCAGAAGAAUUUGUGGUUCGCGAAUGAGGAAAUCCUUCUUUAGGCAAGAAUUUCUUGCAAUGGAUUGGUUUGGCUUUCUUAGUGUUCUUAGUUGAGUUAUAGCAUAUGAGAGAUCAUGAAGCAUGUUUUAGAAACAACAAGAAUCGGAUGAUUUGAAUGGUAGCUCAGAUCGAACAUAUUUUCCCCUAUCUUUUUUUUUCUGAAAUUGUUUCUGAUAUUGAAGUCGGACAAGACUCACCCAGUUCUAUA